Cornus florida is the source of this 2082-nucleotide messenger RNA. RefSeq names its product laccase-11-like. The transcript has 6 exons. Gene Ontology annotation, biological process: lignin catabolic process. Lineage: Eukaryota; Viridiplantae; Streptophyta; Magnoliopsida; Cornales; Cornaceae. Gene Ontology annotation, molecular function: hydroquinone:oxygen oxidoreductase activity; copper ion binding. Gene Ontology annotation, cellular component: apoplast. The record is from RefSeq and is a predicted model, not a curated record. Bases 94 to 1782 code for a protein of 562 amino acids.
CUUAACAAACUGAUAGCUUAACUUUGCCUCUUCACAUUUUUCAUAUAUAUAAGUACCUUAGACUUCACCACCUUCCAUGUAAAUACUGCAACAAUGGCAAUCCGCGGCACCUUCUUCUCCGGUCUAACACUUCUUUUCAUUGGUUUUCUCGGUUUCGUUUGCAUCCCUGCCGAAGCUGCCACAAAGAAAUACCAGUUUGACGUUCAAGUGAAGAAUGUGAGUAGGUUGUGCCAUGCGAAACCCAUUGUAACUGUAAAUGGUAGAUUUCCAGGGCCAACUAUUUUUGUUAAAGAGGGAGAUAGAGUUCAGAUCAACGUUACAAACCAUGCACAAUAUAAUAUGUCCAUUCAUUGGCAUGGAUUGAAGCAAUAUCGUAAUGGUUGGGCCGAUGGUCCGGCUUAUAUAACACAGUGUCCGGUUCAGACCGGGAGUAACUACGUCUAUGACUUCAAUGUAACAGGACAGAGAGGAACAUUAUGGUGGCAUGCACAUAUUCUUUGGCUAAGAGCCACAGUUUAUGGUGCAAUUGUUAUCCUGCCAAAACAAGGAGUCCCAUUUCCAUUCCCACAGCCAAACAGAGAACAAACUAUUUUGCUAGGAGAAUGGUGGAAUACAGAUGUUGAAGAGGUGGUCAAGGAAGGGACCAACUUGGGCGUGCCGCCAAAUAUGUCUGAUGCGCACACAAUCAAUGGCAAACCAGGACCACUCUUUCCAUGUUCUGAAAAAUACACCUUUGCCAUGGAGGUUGAACUGGGGAAAACGUACCUCCUGAGGAUAAUCAAUGCAGCUCUCAACGACGAGCUCUUCUUUGCCAUUGCCGGUCACAACAUGACAGUAGUGGAGAUCGACGCAGUCUACACUAAGCCAUUCACAACGCAAGCUCUGCUCAUUGCCCCAGGACAGACAACAAACGUUUUGGUCCAAGCCAACCAAGUGCCAAACAGAUACUUCAUGGCUGCAAGGCCUUUCAUAGAUGUUCCAAUCCCCAUAGACAACAGAACCGCAACUGCCAUACUGCAAUACAAAGGCAUCCCCAACACAAUUCUCCCGAAACUCCCCAUUUUGCCAGCAUCAAACGACUCUUCAUUUGUGAUGAGCUACAAUAAGAAGCUCAGGAGCCUCAACACUCCAACCUAUCCAGCAAAUGUGCCACUAAAAGUGGAUAGAAAACUGUUCUACACAAUUGGAUUGGGGAGGAACGAUUGUCCAACUUGCGUUAAUGGCACGCGACUCACGGCUUCUCUGAACAAUAUCUCUUUUGUGAUGCCUCAGAUUGGGCUUCUUCAAGCUCAUUACUUCAACACAAAAGGGGUUUUCAGAACUGAUUUCCCGGACAAGCCUCCGACUCCUUUCAACUAUACUGGAGCACCACUCACUGCCAAUCUCGGCACCAUCCAAGGGACUAGGCUUAGUAAGAUUGCCUUCAACUCUACGGUUGAAUUGGUUCUGCAAGACACUAGUCUCCUAACUGUUGAGUCACAUCCAUUCCAUCUUCAUGGCUACAACUUCUUUGUUGUUGGAACUGGUAUUGGAAACUUUGAUCCUGCUAAGGACCCUGCAAAGUAUAACUUGGUUGAUCCUCCUGAGAGAAACACAGUUGGAGUUCCCACUGGUGGGUGGACAGCAAUUCGAUUUCUAGCUGACAAUCCAGGUGUUUGGUUUUUGCACUGUCAUUUGGAGCUCCAUACUGGUUGGGGACUGAAAACAGCAUUUGUGGUAGAAGAUGGACCUGGAAAAGAUCAAACCAUUCUGCCUCCACCAAAGGAUCUUCCACAAUGCUAGCCGUUUGAUUAAACUUUGCUAAAACUCAAAAAUUAAGGGCCUUGAUUUGUUUGUACAAACACUUUAUAUAUGUUUGACCUACAGUUUGUUUUAUGCUUCCUGCAAAAGUUGUGGGAGAUUUCUUGAGGAUCAUACGUAACUGAGAAGAAGUAACAGUUUGGGAAAUUGUUUGAAGCCAGAAAUGUAAUAAAACCUCAAGCAAAGCUAUAAUGGAUUGUUGUUUCCUUUUUUUAAUAUACUGCUUCUAAUUGUAAUUAAGCAUUUAUUGAAAGUAAUUAUAUCAUUAAUUUACUUGGAGCA